AUGAACAUUAACGACUUACUUAACUCUAUUACCAAAAACGAAACAAGCAGUUAUAUGCUUGCCAAUUCCUUCUUUGAGCAACAACCCACUCAAAUGGAUAUCAAUGUCACUUAUCCAGCUUACGACAUGAUGGAUAUCAAUGAUAAAGCCUCUGUCAAUGAUUCAAUUGACUUUGAUGGUUUCUUGGCUGCUGCCACUAACAACGUUGAGGCGGAUGAAGAGGACGCUUCUCCUAUGGAAGCCAAAUCCAGCAAUGUUGAGGUGGAGUACACCUCUGAGAAUGGUCCUGGAUUCACACGUGUCCAAAACCAAGGAAUGGCCCAAGCUGAACCAGAGCAGGCUGACAUUGAGUAUGACUAG
This is a messenger RNA of Phycomyces blakesleeanus NRRL 1555(-), 360 nucleotides long. RefSeq lists its product as hypothetical. The record is from RefSeq and is a predicted model, not a curated record. The transcript has 2 exons. Lineage: Eukaryota; Fungi; Mucoromycota; Mucoromycetes; Mucorales; Phycomycetaceae. Bases 1 to 360 code for a protein of 119 amino acids.